AUGACUGGUAUUGUUGUGUGUGAUGGAGGAGGGGAACACAGACUGACUGGUAUUGCUGUGUAUGAUGGAGGAGGGGAACACAGACUGACUGGUAUUGCUGUGUGUGAUGGAGGAGGGGAACACAGACUGACUGGUAUUGCUGUGUAUGAUGGAGGAGGGGAACACAGACUGACUGGUAUUGCUGUGUGUGAUGGAGGAGGGGAACACAGACUGACUGGUAUUGCUGUGUAUGAUGGAGGAGGGGAACACAGACUGACUGGUAUUGCUGUGUAUGAUGGGGGAGGGGAACACAGAUUAACUGGGGAACACAGACUGACUGGUAUUGCUGUGUAUGAUGGGGGAGGGGAACACAGACUGACUGGUAUUGCUGUGUGUGAUGGAGGAGGGGAACACAGACUGACUGGUAUUGCUGUGUGUGAUGGAGGAGGGGAACACAGACUGACUGGUAUUGCUGUGUAUGAUGGGGGAGGGGAACACAGACUGACUGGUAUUGCUGUGUGUGGUGGAGGAGGGGAACACAGACUGACUGGUAUUGCUGUGUGUGAUGGAGGAGGGGAACACAGACUGACUGGUAUUGCUGUGUAUGAUGGGGGAGGGGAACACAGACUGACUGGUAUUGCUGUGUGUGGUGGAGGAGGGGAACACAGACUGACUGGUAUUGCUGUGUAUGAUGGGGGAGGGGAACACAGACUGACUGGUAUUGCUGUGUGUGAUGGGGGAGGGGAACACAGACUGACUGGUAUUGCUGAGUGUGAUGGAGGAGGGGAACACAGUCUGACUGGUAUUGCUGUGUGUGAUGGAGGAGGGGAACACAGACUGACUGGUAUUGCUGUGUAUGAUGGGGGAGGGGAACACAGACUGACUUGUAUUGCUGCAGAAUGCUGUUCAUCAGCUUGA
This is a messenger RNA of Biomphalaria glabrata, 897 nucleotides long. Its product is annotated as loricrin-like. The transcript is spliced from 2 exons. Bases 1 to 897 code for a protein of 298 amino acids. The record is from RefSeq and is a predicted model, not a curated record. Lineage: Eukaryota; Metazoa; Mollusca; Gastropoda; Planorbidae.